Molecule: messenger RNA, 2198 nt
Organism: Talaromyces stipitatus ATCC 10500
Lineage: Eukaryota; Fungi; Ascomycota; Eurotiomycetes; Eurotiales; Trichocomaceae
Product: transketolase, putative
Exons: 3
Coding region: 1-2145 (714 amino acids)
Biological process (GO): pentose-phosphate shunt
Cellular component (GO): cytosol
Molecular function (GO): transketolase activity
Source: RefSeq, a predicted model, not a curated record
AUGUCUGACAAGCUUCUACAACAGCAAGGAUUGGGUCAAGAUGAUCGGGAAAACUCUCAGUUUUCAGAAAAGGGAAGGAGGAUCAAUGAUACCGAUUAUUCCGAAGAGGACACUCUAGCAGUCUUGUCUUUGCGAAACCUCCUCUUCGACAUGUGUAAUCAAAAUGGCGGAGGCCAUGGCGGCUCCGCUAUUGGAAUGGCUGCAAUUGGUGUUGCCUUGUGGAAGUACAUUAUGAGACAUAAUCCAUCCAAUCCUGAAUGGUUUGACCGGGAUCGAUUCGUUCUCUCCAAUGGCCAUGCAGUUAUGCUUCUGUAUGCCCUCAACUAUUUGGUCGGAUAUGAUGCGUGGACAAUGGAGCAACUCAAGGGUUACGGCAGCCCAAAGCCCAAGGGCUAUAAAACUAUGGCAUACGGACACCCUGAGAGGGAAUCUCCGGGUAUUGAGGUUACAACUGGUCCUUUGGGUCAGGGUAUCGCCAAUGCUGUUGGUCUUGCAAUGGCUUCAAAGCAGCUUGCUGCUCGAUACAAUCGUCCAGGCUAUGACAUUGUCAAAGCUCGAAUUUAUUGUAUGACAGGUGAUGGAUGUUUGAUGGAGGGGGUGGCAUUGGAGGCAAUUACUCUUGCAGGCUCCCUCAAAUUGGACAAUCUAGUACUUAUAUACGACAACAACCAUAUUACGUGCGAUGGUCCCCUGGAAUGGACUAAUACUGAGGAUAUCAAUGCAAAGAUGAGGGCUAGCGGCUGGGAUGUGAUUGAUGUACAAGACGGCAACUAUGACGUCCAGGCCAUCGUUGCAGCUUUAAACCAUGCGUCCAGUCUACGGGGAAAACCAGUAAUGAUCAACAUUCGCACUGUUAUUGGCGUCGACACCGAGUCAGCCGGUACAGCGAAGGCACAUCAUAGCUUGAUCGAUGUUGAAAGCAUAAGGUUAUCCAAGAUUCGAGCUGGUCAGGAUCCUUCGUCGACUCAUUCCGUUCCAGAGCAAGCACUUGUGUUCUUCCGUGAGCGGAAGACUUUCGGGGAGAGACUUGAGGCAAAUUGGAACAUUCUUAUUCAGAAGUAUGAGACAGCACAUCCUGAUACUGGUACCAAAUUUCGCAACCAACGAGCUGGUAUAGAUCCAACUCCCUGUCUUAAAGCACUGAGCGAUAUGAGUUCCUUGGGAUUUGACGGCAAGGCUACAAGGGAAUCUAACGGCGCUGUCAUGUCAAAAAUAUGGGAGCUGCACCCCGGUGUCUUUGCUGGAGGAGCUGAUUUGGUCAACUCUAAUAAAAUCCCUUACACGGAAUCCGAUAUUUUCCAUCCUUCAGUUAGUUAUUCUGGGCGUUUCGUUCGAUACGGAAUCCGCGAGCAUGCGAUGGCUGGUAUCGCGAACGGCUUGGCCGCUUAUAACGAGGGGACUUUCCUUCCUAUAACUGCAACGUUCUUCAUGUUCUAUCUAUAUGCGGCGCCAAGUGUUCGCAUGGGUGCAUUGAGUAGGCUUCCAGUGAUUCAUAUAGCCACUCACGACUCGUUCGCUGAAGGGCAGAAUGGGCCGACCCAUCAGCCAGUGGAGUUGGACUCCUUAUAUCGUGCAAUGCCAAGCUUCACAUACAUUAGGCCUUGUGAUGGAGAGGAAGUAAUUGGUGCUUGGAAGGUUGCGUUGGCUAAUCGCGACGGUCCUACUAUGCUCUCUCUUGGCCGUGAUCCUGUAGGCCCUGUUCCUGCUACUGACCGGUACAAAGUUGCCUUGGGUGCGUACAUUAUACAGGACCUUCCAAAUCCCAAGCUGGUUCUGGUUAGCAGUGGUACAAAUCUCCACUACACAGUAUCAGCUGCCAAACAUAUGUCAGCAGCCGGUACUCCCACUCGCGUUGUUAGUGCGCCGUGUCUACGGCUCUUCGAUGCUCAGUCUCAGGAAUAUAGAGACAAAAUCUUACCCCGAGAUGGCACUCCGGUGGUAAGCAUCGAGGAAUACGUUGCUACAACUUGGGCUCGAUAUACCACUGCAAGCAUUGGAAUGACUGGUUUCGGAUGCUCGGCUGCAAAAGAGUGCAACUAUGAGAGAUUCGGCCUUGAUACUGAUGGUAUCAUUAAGAGAUUAACUUUGUAUCUGGCUGAUUUGAAAGGUGCAAAUGCACGGGGCGUCGGAUGGCGACAACUCUAGACUAAUACGCAUAGAUUGAUUAUUUUGAAAUCGAAAGCCAUCCCUAAUAUUCG